AUGUUGGAACUCUUUGUUCAGUAUCUAGCCACCUAUUCCUACAGACAUGGCAGUGGAAAAGAAAAGAAAGCACUCACUUACAGUGAUCUAUCAAAUACUGCAGAGGAGUCGGAAACUUUCCAGUUUCUUGCAGAUAUAUUACCAAAGAAGAUUUUAGCUAGUAAAUAUCUGAAAAUGCUUAAAGAGAAGAGGGAAGACGACGAGGAGGAGGAGAAGGAUGAGAGUGACGCUGACGAAGCAGAAUCCUAAACCCAAGGAAGUGCUUUCAAGAUCAGCCUGGAAGGAGCUCCUGGAUUAGCACCGUUGCUCUGAAGGGAGCAUGACGCUGGGCAGCUUUUGUCUCUCCACUUCUCAGAGCCUUUGAGCACACUGUGUUCUUUCCCGGCAGAGAGAGAGCACACUACCUCUGCCACAAAUAGCCAGGAGGAGAGUAACCCGGACAACAGGCGCUCUCGGACAGGCCUCUGCAGCUGGAGCUGGAGGGACCGAGGCACCAGCAGCCUGUAGCUGUGAGCGGUGGAGGCAGAGACACCUUUGCUUAACUUUUUAGUUUACAGGUAGAUUUUGAAGAGCUUCUAAAUACCAGUUGUAUAAAUUCACAUGUGUAUUCUGAAAUUGGUUCCUGUAAACAGCUAGACGCUGUUUUAGCUAAAUAUGUAGCCUGUGGGCAGCACGUUGACGUUUGCAUUUUCGUAUUUCAAGAAAAUUUCCUUGGCUUUGUAUUUGUCCAGAUACUGCGUUUUUUUAACUGUAAAGAAAUAAAAUUGUCUUUUUUUAUUGACAGCUUUA
Messenger RNA from Vicugna pacos (alpaca), 789 nucleotides. The record is from RefSeq and is a predicted model, not a curated record. NCBI's taxonomy places the organism in Eukaryota, Metazoa, Chordata, Mammalia, Artiodactyla, Camelidae.